This is a messenger RNA of Calliphora vicina (urban bluebottle blowfly), 1569 nucleotides long. It is a transcript of the gene kairos, whose product is annotated as kairos. The transcript has 3 exons. The record is from RefSeq and is a predicted model, not a curated record. Bases 1 to 1569 code for a protein of 522 amino acids. Lineage: Eukaryota; Metazoa; Arthropoda; Insecta; Diptera; Calliphoridae.
AUGGAUACAUUUCGCUUUAGACGCUCCUCUAUCUCCCGUUUUGGGUCUAUUGGUAAAAAUGAACCCCUAAUCGUGGUCGAUGAAUCGCAAAUAGUCGAGGAAGAUGACCAGGAAAGUUCCGAGACACCAUCACAUAAAGCCAGCUUGGAUAUAGACUCACCGGUCAAUCCAUAUCUACUUUCACCAUGGCGUGACCCUCGAGAAUCACGUAAACAUUCUCUGCCAUCGCAGCAGGUUACCGAGGGUAUAACGGCCAGUCAGGUAAGACGUCUAUCAGAACGUGGUGGUGAGGGUUCUGGACCCUCACCCAAGGAGGCCGCUUUCCUGGCAACACUUUCGCAGGCGCCAGCACCAUCGGGUCGACGACAUUCUGUGGUUACCAUAUCCAAGGUGCCAGCAACGAUAUUUGGACGUUCGCGCCGAGAGUCGGUGGCUGCAUUUCCUUCAAACAACCGCAUUCUGAGCUCGAGGAGGGAGAGCAACACCUCAACUGGUCCACCAUCCACGGAUCCAAUAGGUAGUAUACAUAAUUUACAAUUGGACAUCAUGGAUGAUAUUGUACAAUCUCGUAAAGCACGCAUGAAACUCUGGACAACGAGCAAUGAGAAGGUAUGUGAAGUGGAAACUCUUACAGAGGGCGGCACAACACCGCAGCGUUACACCAAUCGACGUUAUUCCGAAUGUGUCUCUGGUCAAGCUACACCAUCGGCCAACUACCGUAGAGCCUCCGAACUUCCCGCCAGCAUUUCGCCCUGUGUUACACAACCCACCAGCAAUCGUUCGUCCACCAAACGCAAUAAGGGCGCCACUGGCUUAUUGGGCAGCAGAACAGAUCUUUCUUCUAUUUUCAGUUCUCUAACCUCAUCGGCAAUUGAAAUACAUAAAUGUGAGGACACGCCUCCCCCGUCAGCGACGGGUGGUAUUAAGUCGAAAAAUAAUCUAACCACUACCCAGCACGCAACUAGUAGUUCGAAUCUCCUAGAUCCCAAUGCAGGACGUUCAACACGUUCGAACAGUUUCGAUGUAUCCAUACUCAACAAUGCAAAACAACUGGUAAGUGAUGCUCAGGAUAAUAGUUCAGCUGCAAUUUCAGGAUGGUUUGCUCAGCGCCAUGAACCCAUGGACCGCAAGAAGAGUAUAAGAAGCAAGAGCACAGCCAUGGCUCUCUCCAAAGACAUGCUGGAAAAGUUACAAAGCAAAGAUCCAUUGCGUGAAAGUAAACCCAAGUUGAAACCACGUAGUAAACAAAAAAGUUGGACAGAUCACACCAAGGGGACCAUAGUUGAUGCAACCGUCAUUGGUUCAGCCAUAGAAGGAUUUUUACGUAAGAACUCCGGCUCUGGUCCUUCAGGCGCUGAGGCAGCCCCAAGUGCUCGCACAAAAUCCACCAAAGGAGCCGUACCCAAAGAUUACGGCUCUUCGAAGCGUCCCACACGUACACCCCAAGCUCAAGCUGCUAACGCGGUGCGUUCUACUUUAAAUUGGUUUGGCAAGGGUGAUGAGGACGAUUCCAAGGAUACCUGUGAUGCUUCACUUUGUUCCACCUUAAAGGAUUUGUUUGUUAAAUAA